UCUUUACUUUUUCCGGUACCCGUGAGUCAGUUGGGGGAGGGCAGCUCUUGCCCUGGCUGAUGGUUCUGUGGCCUGCGUCUGUCUACUGGAUGAAUUCUGCUAGAAGAUGGAACACAGCAGGUUUCUGGCUGGCUUGAUCCUGACUGCCCUUCUCUCCCAAGUGAGCCCCUUCGAGAUAGAUUUGAAGGAACUUGAGGACAAAGUAUUUUUGAGUUGCAAUACCAGCAUCAUAUGGCUAGAGGGAACAACAGGAACACUGGCCUCAGAUACUAAGAGUCUGGAUUUGGGAAAACGCAUGCAGGACCCACGAGGAGUGUACAGGUGCAACACAACAGAUAAACAAAUGGACAAAGAGACUACUCUGCAAGUAUAUUUUCGAAUGUGCCAGAACUGUGUGGAGCUGGACUCAGCCACCCUGGCAGGUAUUAUCAUCACUGACAUCAUUGCCACUCUGCUCCUUGCUGUGGGAGUCUACUGCUUUGCUGGACACGAGACUGGAAGGGUCUCUGGGGCUGCUGACACUCAAGCUUUGUUGAGGAAUGACCAGCUCUAUCAGCCCCUUCGAGGUCACAAUGAUGCUCAGUACAGUCGUCUUGGUGAGAACUGGGCACGGAACAGGCGAACCUGAGGCUGGUGGCUUCUAGGCGCAUCGGUUAUCGGCUGCACGUUCUCUCCUUGCUCAACCAAGAAAGAUGUCCUCCUUCACUCAGCAGGUGCCUGGACUUUUGAAGGCUUCUGGGCAAAGCAUGGGAGUUGUCCUGACUUGGCUGGGCCCUUGCCCCACCCAGCCACCUGCGUCCGUCCUUCACUCCUUCCCUUCCUCUGCCCCACAUGGAUGGUGCAAUAGGCAGUCUCCCACCAUAUCCUGGCCCACUGGUGUUUCUGGCCUGGUGGGCUCCCUGGGUUCAGGAUCAGCCUCUUGGCUCUAGUCCCCUAUUACAACCCUUCCACAGCAUUGACUUUCUCACCAUAGUGGAGGGCGGGCUGCUGUGUUUAGGGACCCAGCCACACAGAAUUUUCCAUGACAUUGUGAGUGAAGGUGGCAGAGAUAUUAAGGGCCCUGGGAUCACUUCUUAUCAAGGCUCCGAGUGCAUAUGACAAAGUCCCACUUCUGCUAAGGGGCUGGCUUUGGCUUUAUGACCCCCAUGGAGUGUUAGCCACUACCUACAAGGAGGUCUCAGGGGAAGCCCCUUCAGUAACCUUUUCCCCUAUGUAGAAGGUACCAUUCUAUUUUCUUCACCCAGAACCUGUCCUUGCCCUGCUCCUGCCUUCUGCAUGAUAAACUGACAUCAGAAAGCCUUCAUCAAUUAAAACACAUUGUCCUUCUCCACCCACCUGGAAAGCUGGAGUCUGAGACUGGAUAGGGGCUUGGGAUAUUUUCAAUAGAUGUCAUCUUCAGCCAGUGGGUUAGCGGUGGUUCUGGAACUUUGAGAUUUAUUAAAAAUAUAGACACUCGGGUCCCUUUUGGGGCACUUUUGGGUCUCCAGGUGAUUCUGAAGCAGCCCUAACUCAGAGACGCUCUAGAAGAUUUACAGGAAGAAUUGAAGCCACUUACUCUUUGAUGUGCUUUAUGUCCAUUCCUGUCUACCAUGGGUAGGAACUCCUAUUUUUGUUUUCUAAGAGUAAUUCAGUGAACUUCAGAAGUUUAAUGAGUGGGACUUUCUUAGACCAGGGUUCCCAAAGGAGAAAAGAAUUAACAACCACAUCAGCCAGAGAUCUGGAUGAUUCUGCCCACUAUCUCCUCGAGGUAUACGUAGACCCUAAGUUUGUUAGAGACAGAAUGAACUUCCAAUUCAUACAUGCUUCAUUCAUGGUUAUGAUUGAUUCCUACCCUUUAUAUCCCUACUACUGCAGUCCUCCUAGCCCUAGACCCGACUUUCACCCUGGAUGCCUCCACCUUGAGCAGUCCUUCCAUGGCUUGUAUUGCACCAAUGCUUGUACCCUUCCCACGCCCUGCUCACUUCCUUUGACCCUGUGCUCUCAUAUGCCCUUACAUCCCCCUUAUGCUGCUCACCAGUUCUCCACAUUGGCUGCACAUUGGAAUCUCCUGGGUAGCUUUCAAAGUACUGAUGGCGGGGGUGUCACCCCCAGAGAUUCUGAUUAUAUUGGGCUGGAAAAUCAGGACUUGUAAAACUGCCUAUAGUGAUUCUAAUGUGAAGCCAAGGUUGAGAAAUUCUACCCUUCACCUGAGCCCUUCUGGAAUUUUGGGUCCCUUCAGCUCUCAUUUUUUUGUGCUUUUAAAAUACUCCUCAUCUGCAAAAUGGAGCCAGGGGAGCACCUACAUCACAGGGUCCUUGAAGAAAUGGACAGUGCAGAGAAAGUCCUACGAAGGGGGUCUAGGUCAAUAAAUGAUCUCAUCUCCUCCCCCUCCAAAUAAAUAAAAUAAAAUAAAAUAAAAUAAAAUAAAAUAAAAUAAAAUAAAAUAAAAUAAAAUACAGCUUUACUGGAGCCAAUUGACAUGAAUAAACUGCAUAUAUUUAAAGUGUAAAAUUUGAUAAGUUUUGGCAUAUGUGUACACUUGUGAAACAUCACCACAGUUGAUAGUUAUGAACCUACCCAACAUCCUGAACAAUUGUGCCCUCCUUCUUCUCCUUAUCCUCCAACCCUCCAGGCAACCACUGAAAUGCUUUCUGUCAUUAUAGAUUAGUUUCCAUUUUUCUAGAGUUUUAUAUGAAUGAAAUAAUAUGCACCCUUUUUUGAUCUAGCUUCUUACGCUCAGCAUAAUUAUUUUGAAAUUCAUCCAUGUUGUUGCAUCUAUCAAUGGUUCAUUCCUGUUUAAUGUUCAGUAGUAUUCCAUUGUAUGGAUAUACCACAUGUUGUUUAUCCAUUCACCUCUUGAUUGUCUUUUGAGUAUUUCCUGGUUUUGGCUGUUACAAAUUAAGCUGCUAUGAAUAUUCAUAUAUGUCUUUAUAUAAAUCAUGUACACAAGGACAUAUGUUUUUAUUUUUAUUGGAUGAAUACUCAAGAGUAGGAUGGCUGGGAUGCAACUCUUAAAGAAAGUAGUUCGGUUAUUCUAGGUCCUUUGCAGUCCUCUGUGAAUUAGCUUCUAUUACUACAAAACGCCUUCUGAGAUUUUGGUGAGGAUUGCAUUGAAUUUAUAGACCAUUUGGGGGAGAACUGACAUCCUAAUGCUACUGAGUCUUCCAAUUCAUGAGUAUGUCUUUUGCCAGAUUUAUUCCUAAGUGUGUAUGGUAUUUUAAAAAUUCCAUUUCCAAUUGUUCAUCAAAAGUACAUAGAAAUACAAUUACUUUUUGUAUAUUGAUCUUCUACCCUGAAAACUUCCUAAACUCAUUUAUUAAUUCUAGCAGCUUUUUUUUUUUUUUUUGGUAGAUCCCAUUAGAUUAGAUUUUCUCCAUAGAAGAUCAUGUUGUUUGUGAAUAAAGGCAGUUUUUAAUUUCCAACAUUUCCAUUUCCAACCUGGAUGUCUUUUACUUCUGUUUCUUGGCUUAUUGCACUGCUAGAACCUCCAGUACAAUGUUGAGCCGAAGUGGAGAAAGGACCUCCUUGUCUUAUUUGUGACCUUAGGAGGAAAGCAUUGUCUUUCAUCAUUAAGUAUGAUGUUGGCUGUAGGUUUUUGUUAGAUGCCAUCUAGUAGGUUGAGGUCGUUCCCUUCUCUUUCUAGUUUGCUGAGAAUUUUUAGCAAAAAUAGUUGUUGAGGGUUGUCACAUGUUUCUUCUGCAGCCAUUGAGUUGAUUAUAUGGUUUUACUUUUUUUUUUUGUCUGUUAAUAUGGUAAAUUACAUUGGCAGCAUGAUUUGUUAAACCAAUCCUGUAUUCCUGAAAUAAACUGUACUUGGUCAUUAUGUAUUAUUCUUUUUAUAUAUUACUAG
Messenger RNA from Camelus dromedarius (Arabian camel), 3829 nucleotides. RefSeq names its product T-cell surface glycoprotein CD3 delta chain. The transcript is spliced from 5 exons. NCBI's taxonomy places the organism in Eukaryota, Metazoa, Chordata, Mammalia, Artiodactyla, Camelidae. Gene Ontology annotation, molecular function: transmembrane signaling receptor activity. Bases 107 to 628 code for a protein of 173 amino acids. The record is from RefSeq and is a predicted model, not a curated record. Gene Ontology annotation, cellular component: external side of plasma membrane; alpha-beta T cell receptor complex; membrane. Gene Ontology annotation, biological process: positive thymic T cell selection; cell surface receptor signaling pathway.